CAAAAUUUCGAACUCCGGAGAAUUGUGUAGGAUACAGUACAUACAGGAGUUGUCGAUUUCUUUCCACUGUUAGCUGGCGAUUGUCUUCCCGGGUACAUAUAAUCCGUCCCCAAUUCACUUUGGCACGGCCUCCCAGUACCAUAUUUUGGUGGACGCAGCACAGCAACCGCCAUCAUGGUGUCCGUAGUGAAGCGGAUGCGAGCGCUAAAAACUAAGUUGCUGAAUAUGCGAGUCGGACUCGGUGCAGCUCUUCUUCCUCCAACCACAUCCACCCCCGGACUCCUGCCCGUCACCCGCGUCCACCUCACCUACGCGCGCAAAAUCUACGAAGGCCACGGCGGACCCCGGAAAUUCUGGCGCGUCUGCCUCCCGCGGUUAAAAUACCACAACCCCGCGCUCGCCGUAACAGUGAAACAGACAACCGAACAAGAAGGCCCCGCCAUAUUAUCGGUAUAUUUCAAGAACGAAGCCGCGGUGGCUGCUGAGGCUACAGCUGCGACUACCAAUAGCCAGCAAGCGACGACAGCCGCCGUUCCUCCCGCACCAGAAGGGGGAGAAGAGCAGCUCGUAGAUGAGUUUGCGCCGCCGCCAACGGAGUCUGAGAUUGUGAGGCGGAUCAAUGUAAAGAGGAAGACUGUCCGGCAUAUCUGGGAUGAUUUUAAGCAGAUGACGGGCGCGGAGGAUAUCCCUCUCUCAGAGGAGGAUAAGGCGGAGAUUGAAGAGAUGCAGCGACAGAAGGAGCUGAGUGAUUUGGAUCGGAAGCGGGUUGCCGAGAAUAGGCAGAUGAUUAAGGAUCAGGAGAAGUUGCUUGAGGCGGCGAGAGAGGAUGUCAAGAGACUGAGGGCCGAAGAGUAGGAUUCUCUUCAAUUUUCCGGGGUGGAGAUGGACAAUAUUUUUCUUGUCCGUUGGGUGUCUCUUCUCUUUUUCCUUCACUUGCGCCUUGUAUUAGAAUUUCAUUUUUAUGUACAACUCUUGUUUUCAUUUUCCUUGGUUUUUGUUGGGUGGUAAGGAGUUUGAGUAUGUCAAUUUCUCCCUGUUUUGAUUUAUCUAUUUUACUUUUUGUUGCAUAUUCGAUCCUACCCCUUAAGGACCGGUGGGUCUCUAGAUGGAUCUUUAUCCCUAUCAAAUGUCUGUAUAGUACAAUAAAGGAAAUAUUAUUAACCCCAAAUCUAGAAUACCCAAAUCUUCAUCCGUACAUUUUAUUUGAUUUUUAUCUUUCAUUCUUCCAAACGGAACUUGAAAUUUUACGAGGUGGACAAAGGAUACUGAUAAUGGGCUGCGAAAUACUUCAUAAAUUAGACGUAAACGCGGCUGAUGAUAUUUACAAAAAAGGCCGAGAACUUUUCAAUCAUUUUUUAGACAAAAUAUACUUAUACCAACGCUUAUCAUAUACGUAAGAUAUCACUGGGAACGUCCAGUGUCC
This is a messenger RNA of Blastomyces gilchristii SLH14081, 1423 nucleotides long. Its product is annotated as 50S ribosomal protein Mrp49. Bases 175 to 855 code for a protein of 226 amino acids. Gene Ontology annotation, cellular component: mitochondrion. The record is from RefSeq and is a predicted model, not a curated record. Lineage: Eukaryota; Fungi; Ascomycota; Eurotiomycetes; Onygenales; Ajellomycetaceae. The transcript has 3 exons. Gene Ontology annotation, molecular function: structural constituent of ribosome.